CCGGUGGGGGGAAGAACAAGGCAGGCACCACCGGAAGCGAGGAAGGUGCUGUGUAAUUACUGCGGCGCUGAGGCUGCUGCUUCUCCGAAAAUGCCGGAUUACCUCGGUGCGGAUCAGCGGAAAACCAAAGAGGAGGAGAAGGAGGACAAGCCCAUCCGAGCUUUGGAUGAGGGUGAUAUUGCCUUGCUGAAAACUUAUGGUCAGAGCACUUACUCUAGGCAGAUCAAGCAGGUUGAAGAUGACAUUCAACAACUUCUCAAGAAAAUUAAUGAGCUCACUGGUAUUAAAGAGUCUGACACUGGCCUGGCCCCACCAGCACUCUGGGAUUUGGCUGCAGAUAAGCAAACACUCCAGAGUGAACAGCCUUUGCAGGUUGCGAGAUGUACAAAGAUAAUCAAUGCUGAUUCGGAGGACCCAAAGUACAUUAUCAACGUGAAGCAGUUUGCCAAGUUUGUGGUGGACCUCAGUGAUCAGGUAGCACCUACUGACAUUGAAGAAGGGAUGAGAGUUGGUGUGGACAGAAAUAAGUAUCAAAUUCACAUUCCACUGCCUCCUAAGAUUGACCCAACAGUUACCAUGAUGCAGGUAGAGGAAAAACCUGAUGUCACAUACAGUGAUGUGGGUGGCUGUAAGGAACAGAUUGAGAAACUUCGAGAAGUAGUUGAAACCCCUCUACUUCAUCCAGAGAGGUUUGUUAACCUUGGCAUUGAGCCUCCCAAGGGCGUGCUGCUCUUUGGUCCACCGGGUACAGGCAAGACACUCUGUGCUCGGGCAGUUGCUAACAGGACUGAUGCUUGCUUCAUUCGAGUUAUUGGAUCUGAACUUGUGCAGAAAUAUGUCGGUGAGGGGGCACGAAUGGUUCGAGAGCUCUUUGAAAUGGCCAGGACAAAAAAAGCCUGCCUUAUCUUCUUUGAUGAAAUUGAUGCUAUUGGAGGGGCUCGUUUUGAUGAUGGUGCGGGAGGUGACAAUGAAGUACAGAGAACGAUGUUGGAAUUGAUCAACCAGCUGGAUGGUUUUGAUCCUCGCGGCAACAUUAAAGUACUGAUGGCCACUAACAGACCCGACACUUUGGAUCCAGCACUGAUGAGGCCAGGGAGACUGGACAGGAAGAUUGAAUUUAGCUUACCUGAUCUAGAGGGCCGGACUCACAUUUUUAAAAUCCAUGCGCGUUCAAUGAGUGUUGAAAGAGAUAUCAGAUUUGAAUUGUUAGCACGACUGUGUCCAAAUAGCACUGGUGCUGAGAUUAGAAGUGUCUGCACAGAAGCUGGUAUGUUUGCCAUCAGAGCCCGGCGAAAAAUAGCUACUGAGAAGGAUUUCUUGGAAGCUGUAAAUAAGGUCAUUAAGUCCUAUGCCAAAUUCAGUGCUACUCCCCGCUACAUGACAUACAACUGAGCCCUGAGCUUUCAUGAAAACACUUUUAAUUGGAAUCCUAAGCUUAUAUAGACUUGUUAAUAACCAUUUCACACAAAAAAUAAAUGGUUUUAAAAUGUU
Molecule: messenger RNA, 1491 nt
Organism: Myotis daubentonii (Daubenton's bat)
Lineage: Eukaryota; Metazoa; Chordata; Mammalia; Chiroptera; Vespertilionidae
Gene: PSMC2
Product: proteasome 26S subunit, ATPase 2
Molecular function (GO): ATP binding; ATP hydrolysis activity
Source: RefSeq, a predicted model, not a curated record